Molecule: messenger RNA, 1686 nt
Organism: Penicillium argentinense
Lineage: Eukaryota; Fungi; Ascomycota; Eurotiomycetes; Eurotiales; Aspergillaceae
Product: pyridoxamine-phosphate oxidase PDX3
Exons: 5
Biological process (GO): pyridoxine biosynthetic process
Molecular function (GO): FMN binding; pyridoxamine phosphate oxidase activity
Source: RefSeq, a predicted model, not a curated record
CGCCUUUCCGUGACGUCUGUCCCCGUCAGCCGUGUUUUGUUUCUCCGCACCGCCCGCCAACCCCACCUUCGAGCCUGGCAUUCUUCUACAGCUCAACUCGCCAGUGCCCUAGAAGCAAGCAUGUCGCAACCUAAUCUAGAGCUUGAUGCCCAAUCGCGGCGCCCAAAGAAGUUGAUCUUCGCACCAGGAGAUAUCGAAGCUGGAGCAGAAACACCAGAUACAUCUGCCACACCACCGCACACCCAAUCCGCAGUCCCAUUCCGUCUUGCCCCCGGCGAAGCCCUGCGCUCCGAUACCUCGACCCCGAACUCCACGACGGAAAGUCAGAUCCUCUCGCACCCUGCCCGGGCACACCAAUUCGUGACGAACCCACCCUUGACCGUCUCCCAGAUUCACGGGACCAACCCCCUGCACCAAUUCAAUGCUUGGUUCCGUGAUCCGCGUCUACCGGCCAGCUCGGCACCCGAGACAUGUACUCUCGCCACGGCAUCCUUGCCCUCAGGCCGCAUCAGCUCGCGCGUCUUGUACCUGAAGGAACUAGAUGAGCGCGGAUGGGUCGUAUAUAGCAACUGGGGCAGUCGGGAAGGCAAAGGCGCGCAGGUCUUCGGACAGUAUCCCAACGGGGCAGACGCGAUAGGCGCGAUGCCUGAGCCUGGCGAGACAGGACAAACCGGCGGAAAUAAAUGGGGCGCUUUGACAUUCUGCUGGUCCUCUGUUGAGCGUCAAGUUCGCGUGGAAGGACUCCUGGAACCGCUCAGCCGCGAGGAGAGUGAGCUAUACUGGCGGACGCGCGAGCGAGGCAGUCAGAUAGGGGCGUGGGCAAGCUGGCAGAGUCGCGUUCUGUGGUCUGCAGAGCCACAGCAAAUGGAGAGGCAUCAGCGUCGCAAGAGUGUUUCCAAGCUGCAGGCGGUUGUGGGAUCGGCGCUUGGUGCGGACGUGCCGGCUGAUAUCGAUGAAACAGAUAUUGACGAUGGGCGGGCUUUGUUGGAGAAGCGGGUCAAGGAAAUAGAGGCCAAGUUCGAGGGCGUGGAUCAUAUUCCCCUACCUCCUUUCUGGGGUGGUGUUCGUCUUGUGCCUGAGUCUGUGGAAUUCUGGCAGGGCCGCCGGAGUCGACUUCAUGAUCGAUUCCGCAACCUCCUCCCUUCCGCGACAUCCCAUCUCCUCCUCAGGCUUGCUAUAUACGCUACAUACUCUUAUUACGACCUGUAUAUUUCGCAGGAGCACAUAUACGCCCGAGAUGUCCUCAUCAGCUCCCCCAAAACCCGUCACCCCCUCGUGGAUAUUCAUCGCCGUGGCCAGCGGCGCCUUCGCCGCGCUGAACGGCCUCUUCGCGAAGCUUCAAUUGACCAUCUAAGGACAACGGACAACAAUACCACAUCCUUCGCGCAAUCCCUCGCCCACCUCUUCGGUCUCGAUUCCUCCCCAUUCCUCGAGCUUCUCGUCCGCGGCUCUUGUCUCGGUCUCAAUGUCCUAUGCAAUAUCAUUAUGUGGGCACUCUUCACCCGCGCCCUUACGGCCGGCCCCUCCACGACAAAAGUCUCGAUCACUAAUACCGCCGCCAAUUUUCUGACGACUGCAUUCUUGGGUAUGAUUGUGUUUCAGGAGACGGUUGGUGGGCUGUGGUGGCUGGGUGCGGCAAUGAUGGGUGCUGGGUGUAUCUUAGUUGGGAUGCGCGAAGGAGCGUGA